GUCAAGUUGCGGGUCAACGCGAACUGCUCCUCUUCUAUGCACGUAUAGCAGCAAAUCAGUAUCAAAAGCGGAAGUGUCUGCUCCGAUUCUCCCUCAAAUCUCCUCGUCCUGUCGCACGGUCGAAAUUAAACGCGCCGGUUAACGCUAAAUGCCUCGAUGGGCUUCUGGUCCAACAUCUGCGGUUGCUUGGAGAAGGGGCCGAAGGUCGACCGACGCACCGGUCCCUCUACAGUCGACGAAGCCGAAAGCGGCGGCGAGGCUUGGAAGAUUUUCUUCGAUCUUCAGAUUCUGCAGGUUGCCACCAAUUUCUUCUCGGAAAUGAACCAGCUCGGACAUGGCGGCUUCGGUCCUGUCUACAAGGGAUUGAUGCCAAAUGGUCAAGAAAUAGCUGUGAAGAAGCUUUCACUACAAUCAAGGCAGGGGUUGAGAGAAUUCACUAAUGAGGUGAAGCUACUAUUAAAAAUCCAGCAUAAGAACCUGGUUACCUUGCUGGGUUGCUGUGUUCAAGGUCCUGAGAAGAUGCUUGUGUAUGAGUACUUGCCCAAUAAAAGCCUUGAUUACUUUCUCUUUGAUAGAGACAAGUCUUCAUCCUUGGAUUGGGCAACGCGAUUUCAGAUUGUCACAGGAGUUGCACGAGGUUUACUCUACCUGCACGAAGAAGCGCCUGAAAGGAUCAUUCAUAGAGACAUCAAGGCUAGUAACAUAUUGCUUGAUGAGCAGUUGAAUCCUAAAAUUUCAGAUUUUGGCUUGGCAAGACUCUUUCCUGGGGAAGACACCCAUGUGAAUACAUUUAGGAUUUCUGGUACUCGUGGUUAUAUGGCACCCGAAUAUGCACUACAUGGAUAUUUAUCUGUAAAGACCGAUGUUUUCAGUUAUGGUGUCUUGUUGUUAGAAAUUGUAAGUGGGAGAAGGAACCAUGACGGCCGACUUGGCAAGGAAAUGCCAGACCUCGUGAACUAUGCUUGGACACUUUAUAAAGACGGGAAGAUGCUGGAGUUAAUGGAUUCAAGUCUUGCCAAGUACAACCGGGAUGAGGCAGCCAUGUGCAUUCAGCUAGGGUUGUUAUGUUGUCAGCAAAGUGUAACAGAUAGGCCUGACAUGAACUCUGUUUAUCUCAUGCUUUCAAGUGACUCAUUUACGCUGCCAAAACCCGGAAAACCUGCAAUUCAAGGCCGUUUAGGUCGAUGGACGACCACUUCUACUUCUGCCUUCACUAACACUAAUGCUACCAGUACCAAUACUGGUGUUACCAAAGCAUCAGGAGGCAGUAGUUAUGCAGAGGAUUAUUCUAGGAAUUCCAUUUCGAUUUCUUCUUUUGAUGAAGGUAGAUGACUGCCUUCUGUAAUUUUUUGAAAGAGAUUGUGCUUGUUAAUGUUUAUGUAAAGAUUUAUUCAUGUGUUUAUAAGAUAAUGAAUUUCAUUUGUUUAAGUCUUAAGUAUGCGAUGUGUGUAAAGGAGAAAAGAACCAAGGGGGAGACAGAGAGAUCUAAUAGAAAGAGAAUGCUGACAGUUAAUGAUAGAUUUAACUUUCUAAACC
This is a messenger RNA of Carica papaya (papaya), 1536 nucleotides long. Its product is annotated as cysteine-rich receptor-like protein kinase 44. Gene Ontology annotation, molecular function: protein kinase activity; ATP binding. The record is from RefSeq and is a predicted model, not a curated record. Gene Ontology annotation, biological process: protein phosphorylation. NCBI's taxonomy places the organism in Eukaryota, Viridiplantae, Streptophyta, Magnoliopsida, Brassicales, Caricaceae.